AUAAAAUAUGUAAAGACAGAUUAUUAUCUCUGCUAAAGCCCACAAUUUGCUGAAUUUUGAUUGGGCGAUUUAAACGCAUGCGCAACAUAGUUCAUGGAUAACACCCAUAUAAAACGUCAUCAUCAAGCAACCAUAUAUCAUAAUAAACAAGUAUGCGAUGUGGUCGUGUGUAGUUAGCUAACAUUAUGUGCAAUUGAAACACCCAGGUUUUGAGUUGAGAUAUUUCCAGAUGUUUAUUACUUUGUUAGAUAUCGGUUCUAUUUGAUAGCGCUUUAUUUUUUUGUUUAUUUCAACCGCAGUUCACUGUUGUUAGCCAGCUUAUGCAGAUACUUUAGAUUGCGGAUGAAAGUUAUCCAAUCCAUAUUCCAUUUAAUUAUUUUGGGGAUAUAUUCAACGUCAGUGAAUAUACGUUUAUUACCUUCUAAACUGUGGGAAGGGGAUACACUUCCAAACGCUCUGUGAUGGUGCUUCCCUUGGUAGAUCUUUGUGCCAAGGAGGUGGUGAGUGAUCACAGUUCCUCUCCAGGCUGGCUUGGUUGCGUACCCAGGGAACUGUACAGACCUCUUCUGGAUGCUGCCUUCACCAACUGUCGCCCGCUAGCUGUCGGGGAGUUGGUGCAGCGAUGGCCGGAGCGGACUCUGCGGGUUGGCGGCCGGAGGAGGCAGGGUCAGAGUCCCCCAAAUCGACUGUGUGUCCAGGCUCUCUUGCUUGCAGUGGUAAGAGGAUUGGCGGACAAGAGGUGUGCUCUCCAGGUGCUGGAUCUCUGUGGGCUGCAGAGUGAGGAGGGGGGAGUGGGGGACCCUAUGGGCGGUUGGUCCCUGACCGUAGCCCUCUGCACCAUGGUUGUACAGGCCAGGGCCGGAGCUCAGAGGGCUCUCAGGAGGGAUGGAGAGCGGGAGAGGAAGAGAGUGGCGGCCAUGGAGAGGGAGAAAGACCUUGUCAAACGAGAAAGGGAGAAGCCAGCGAACGAGGAGGAAGAAGGAGGCAGGCCGCUGGCGAAGUGUGUGAGAACCGAGAAGGCGGGUCCUGAAACGUCCGGGUGUCCGGGAGAGGGGGAGCGGGUCAAGGGGGUGAGGAGAAGGAUGGAGAUGGAGAGACGGAAGGAGAGCGCGGCGGCGCCGGUCGGCGGCUCGGCUGGCGAGGAGUCUGACCACUCUGAGGACACCGAGGUGGUGGUGGUGCACGUGCGGGCCGACCUCUUCGUGAACGCCCGCUCCUGGGACCGCGCGCGCGCAGCCCUGGGCACGCCGGGCCCCCUGAAGCUGCAGUGCAGGUACAUCCGCGUGGAGGAGCUCUCCGUCUCCAGCAUCAGAUCCCUGCUUGACCUCCUGCCGCGCAGCUGCCUCAUGGGAGUGGACAUCCGCUACAGCUGCCUGGGGGUGGCCGGCCUGGCUCUCCUCCUGCCUCAGCUCGCCGCGUUCCCCGCGCUUUCUUCCCUGCGCCUGCACUACUGCAACCUGGACGUCCGCAGGGACAUUGCCGGCCAGGAGGGGGCGUUGAGGGACUUGUCCCGGGGGCUGGGACAGCUCGGCCAGUUGCGCCGCCUCAGCCUUACUGCCCUCCGGCUACCCGGACACCUAAGGAUGUUGCUCAGCUCUCUGUCCCAACCACUCGAGGUCCUGGAGCUCCCUUACCUGAGUCUGACCCCGGCCGACCUCGCCUACCUGUCCUGCAGCCCGCACGCCUCCUCGCUGCAGCAGCUGGACCUGAGCGAGAACCGUCUGGACGAGUCGGCCGUGCCGUCGCUACGUCAGCUUCUGUCCCGGGCCUCCGGCUGCCUCGUGCACCUCUCCCUGAGCGGCUGCGGCCUCACCAACGAGCUGCUGGCGGCGCUGUUGCCGUCGCUCGCCCGCUGCCGGAGCCUGAAGAGCCUGGCGCUGGCCCUGAACCCGCUCCACCUGGCCGGGCUCCUGGAGCUGGUGAGGACGGCGGUCGGGAUGGCCUCCCUCCGGCAGCUGCUGUACCCCAAUCCCCUGGAGGACUACCAGCCCGGGCUGCCCCCCAUGCCGACCAGUGCCCAGCUGCUGGACUGGCCUCUGGAUGAGCUGGUGGCGGUCCAUGAGGCCACCAGUCUUCAGCUGGACAGGGUGGUGGGGGAGAGCGGCCGCUCGGACCUCUUCCUGACCAGCGACCUGCUCAACUACGAUAAAGGCUGUUGAAAGAACAAAUGGGGGACCCCCUACUUUUGGAGUCUAUCUGUGCCUGCCUGCCGACAAUCACUAAUAAUAAUUAAUGUAAAACUUAUUUCUCAAUGUUUGAAUACCUCAGUAUUGUCGGCAAUACUUUUUAGAAUGCUAAACAGGCUGGUGAAGGGAGUACAGCAAUGGCUGGAAUGGAGUUGAUGAAAUCGUUUGUUUUCAAAAUGGUUCCAUUCAUUCUGUUCUAGAAAUGUCCUACGAGAUAAUCCUCCCAUUCAAAGUGCCACCAUCCACCACAUGUAAAAUAUUUCUUAUUACACUAUGCGGACAUCUAGAAGAAAGCAAAACAACUGAUAUUCACCCAGUUCAGAUGAGUAUCAGCGUCUUGGACGAAAAUACUUCAACAGAUGUUACUUAAAUGCCAACAGAAACUCUGAAUAGUUGUUUACAUAUUCAGUUGUGGAUACACUGUACGUAUGUCUGUGCCAAAUGUCACUGGAUAUCCUCUAAUUAUAAGCAGGGGUAACAUAGCUCGGAUAGAGAGAUCGUUAUCACUCCAGACCCACCAAGUUAAGGUUACAACCUCUACGGUUGUGAUGCUCACCGUUUACGUCAUAUGCUUUCCCAUUUACCACAAGUGCCCGUGUAUAACUGUUGCCUAAAAACAGCAGGCGAUGUGGUUGGUUGACACACCUCCAUUAGCCCUAGUUAAUCAGAAAACAUUUGAUCAUGUGAUAUGUUACCGACAUAUUGUGAAUGCAGCAAUCAUAUUGAGAGCGAUAACCCUGAUUGUUUGUGGUGGCCAUCGGCUUUAUGAUUUCAAAGCUUUCUACGAACUCUGACAAGGCAGAUAUGUUUUCUAAGAAGGACAUUAUAUUACUGUAUGCAUC
This is a messenger RNA of Esox lucius (northern pike), 3028 nucleotides long. RefSeq names its product leucine-rich repeat-containing protein 14. Gene Ontology annotation, cellular component: cytoplasm. The transcript is spliced from 3 exons. Lineage: Eukaryota; Metazoa; Chordata; Actinopteri; Esociformes; Esocidae. The coding region runs from base 462 to 2159 and encodes 565 amino acids. The record is from RefSeq and is a predicted model, not a curated record.